This is a messenger RNA of Triticum urartu, 1757 nucleotides long. The record is from RefSeq and is a predicted model, not a curated record. Lineage: Eukaryota; Viridiplantae; Streptophyta; Magnoliopsida; Poales; Poaceae.
AUGUGAUUAACCGCCUUAACGUGCUGCGAGGGAAGGGCAUGGCGGCCAUGUACUCCUGGUCCUGCAAGAGGAGCUACAAAAACGGCUUCGUGUGGCACGACAUCUCCGAGGACGAUCUGGUGCUCCCUGCACAAGGCAACGAGUACAUCCUCAAGGGCUCCGAGCUCCUGGACCGAUCGCCGCCUGAUCGGCAGCAGAAUGGCCCUAGCAACACCAAGGCCGAGAGUCCCAAGCACCCUCAACAAGAGUCUCCUCAGUCGCGAGGAUCGCAAGAAGGGUUCUCGUCAUCGUCAUCCCCAUCCCCAUCUGCUGUUAUCAAAGAGGCCUCACCUCCAACUCCUACUCAGCAACCACAACAGCUGGCGCACUCCACAUUUGUGCCAUCAUCAUCUGCUUCCACCAACCGCGAGGACGAGCAAUGCAGGACUACACAUUCUGGCUCAUCGGGGAACCUGUCCCCUGAACCAGUAGGAACUAACGUUCCAUUAUCAGAGGCAAGCUCCCCUGGACCUUCCGAGUACAGAGUCUGCAAACCCAUCGGAGCACAGGACGCGUCCACACAAACCGAUGACAGUGAGAGGGAUGUUCCUUCUAAACAUACCCGCGCUGCAGGAAUCCGUACAGAGGAUUGUGCAUCAGAUGCUGAAAUUCAAGAGUGUCAUGAAAGAAGCACGCAAGCAUCACCAAAGGUCCCUCUACUUAUUCGAGAAUCACCACAGGUGUGUUCAUCUGAUGCUUCUCCCGGUGGCAGAGUUGAGACAUUGGAGUCCCUGAUAAGGGCAGAGGCCAGUAGGAGGAGUAGCUAUAAUAAGGUACUAGAGGAAGAACAUCUCUAUGGCCCAAUGGGUGUGAAGCUGAAGCCAGCCAAUUUGCUCAUGCAGCUCAUCACCUGUGGGUCCAUCUCUGUGAAAGAUCACCGUGGCUUUGGACUCAUCCCAACAUACAGACCACGGUUUACUCAAGUUGAAUUCCCUUCUCCAAUGUUCUCUACUCCUAUGGCAUUGCGGCACCUUGACAAUGUUCCUUGUAGCACAAGAACAAUUGGAAUAAGAGUUUCUGAGUCAGAGCAUUUAAGUAGUGAAAGCUUGGUCGAGGAGAGUAAGCAGGAAGAGUCAGGGAGAGGAGAAAUACCCACACUCAAACGCUCAUCAUCUUACGACGAGGAUAGAGUGUAUAGAGCGCCAGACUCUAGAAGGGAUAUGGAAAGCUUGGCCGAGUCGGGUAGUUUCAGAUGUCUCCCACAGACUAUCAAAAUGAUAUCAUGUAAGCAAUCCAGAAGUGGAACAGCAUUCUCCCCCAACUCUGAUGUCAGGUACAGCUCUAGUCAACAAGAAUGUAGUACUGGAUCCUCACCACUUGGUUCAUCAAGAGGUGCAAGCAAUAGGAUGACUGACCCACUAGGUAAAUUAUCUUCAUCAAGGGGAGAGUCAUUCCAUGAGGAGAAGGACAAAAUGAUCAAGAUCGAAGAAAGGCUUGCUUCUGGAGCACGGGUUAUAAUCCAAUCUGCACCCUUGUGUGAAGAAAGUGAUGACAGCACCGAAUCACUGUAAGGGGUUGUGUUACAUUUUGCUGUGAACUUACCUUCUCUGGAAUUUGCUGCUUGUCUCGAAAUUGUUGGGUUGAAAGUGCAGUUCGAUUUUUUUUUUCAGCUGAGUUUGAUUCAUUUUGUAACCAAUGUGAAUGUGAUAGUCAUUAUUUUGUUACACCUUCAGGAAGAAUUUGUCACUCGAGAGAGUCCGUACAAUAUCUUACUCUGA